Molecule: messenger RNA, 1057 nt
Organism: Lotus japonicus
Lineage: Eukaryota; Viridiplantae; Streptophyta; Magnoliopsida; Fabales; Fabaceae
Product: peptidyl-prolyl cis-trans isomerase CYP28, chloroplastic
Exons: 2
Coding region: 69-923 (284 amino acids)
Biological process (GO): protein peptidyl-prolyl isomerization
Cellular component (GO): chloroplast
Molecular function (GO): peptidyl-prolyl cis-trans isomerase activity
Source: RefSeq, a predicted model, not a curated record
AGGCCCCACUCUUUUCACUCCAUAGUUGCGAGCAAACCCAACAAUGAACAAAUCCACCACACUCCGCCAUGACCUCUUGCAUUCCACCACCGCCACCACCACCUUCUCCUCCGUCUCUCCACCUCACCCGCCGCUCCCUCCUCUUCACAUCCUCCACCCUCUCCCUCCCAACCUUCCCUUCCCUCUCCGCCACUCCACCCCCCAACACCACCAUCACCGACCGCGUCUUCAUGGACUUCAGCCUCUGCCCCACCUCCUUCCUCCCCAACCGCGACACCGUCUGCUCCGACUCCACCCCUCUCGGCCGCGUCGUCCUUGGCCUCUACGGCAACCUCGUCCCCCUCACCGUCUCCAAUUUCAAAUCCCUCUGCCUCGCUUCCUCCGACCCCUCCUCCUCCUCCUACAAAAACACCCUCGUCCACAAGCUCUUCCCCGGCCGCUACUUCCUCGCCGGCCGCCAGGGUAGACCCGACAAGGGCGAGGUCCGCUCCCCGCUCAACCUCCCCCGCAACACCGAAACGAUAAACCCUAACGCAUUCGCCCUCACGCAUUCCGGUCCCGGCGUCGUUUCGCUCUCCCUCUCCGAAAACGAUGACGACGAAGAAAUCAAGCUUGACCCAUUGUACCGGAACGUUGAGUUCUUGAUCACCACCGGGCCUGGACCUUGCCCUGACCUUGAUAACAAGAACAUUGUCUUUGGAACCGUGCUUGAAGGGUUGGAUGUUAUCACAGCCAUUGCUUCAAUUCCUACUUACAAACCGUCUGAAAGGAUUCGGCAAUUUAAUGACUUGGCUGAGUUUUUUGGAGAUGACAGGGCACAGAAUGCUCGUUCUAUAUGGAACAAGCCUCUGAAGAUUGUCUAUAUUAGUGACUGUGGGGAGCUCAAAGUUGCAAAGCCUUCCCUCACUCCUUCUCUCCCUUGAUUUCUUUCUAUAUGUAUAUGUUAUCCCAGAAGAUUUCUUAUAACUGGUGCAUGUAUUUAUGUAAAAUCAUACUCACAAAUUCUUUGGAAGAAAAUGAUUGUGAAUAAAACUUGAAGGAAACCAAUUCAAUGAGA